Molecule: messenger RNA, 543 nt
Organism: Acomys russatus (golden spiny mouse)
Lineage: Eukaryota; Metazoa; Chordata; Mammalia; Rodentia; Muridae
Gene: S100a10
Product: S100 calcium binding protein A10
Exons: 2
Coding region: 24-317 (97 amino acids)
Cellular component (GO): cytoplasm
Molecular function (GO): transmembrane transporter binding; calcium ion binding
Source: RefSeq, a predicted model, not a curated record
CAGGCUUUGACAGAUUCGUCAAAAUGCCAUCUCAAAUGGAACACGCCAUGGAGACCAUGAUGCUCACAUUCCACAGAUUUGCGGGGGACAAAGACUACUUGACAAAGGAGGACCUGAAGUUGCUCAUGGAAAGGGAGUUCCCUGGGUUUUUGGAAAAUCAAAAGGACCCUCUGGCCGUGGACAAAAUCAUGAAGGACCUGGACCAGUGCCGAGAUGGCAAAGUGGGCUUCCAGAGCUUCUUGUCACUAGUCGCAGGGCUCAUCAUCGCGUGCAACGACUAUUUUGUGCUACACAUGAAGCAGAAAGGAAAGAAAUAGACCAGGCGAGCACCGACGCUCCCGCCCCGUGCCUGUCCUCCCGCAGUGUCACCCGAGGAAUCUGCCCCACUGCUCCUUGCAAGCAGAUCAGGACCCUAGGGAAAUGUGCAAAUAACACCCAACUCCCAAUUCGACGAGCAGAGAGAAAAAAAGGAGUUAAUUCGGUGACGGAGAAGCUUGUGAGUUUUAUAUGGUUUGCACCCUGCUGCCCUCAAUAAAGAAAGUC